Messenger RNA from Bufo gargarizans (Asiatic toad), 586 nucleotides. Its product is annotated as lymphocyte antigen 6E-like. NCBI's taxonomy places the organism in Eukaryota, Metazoa, Chordata, Amphibia, Anura, Bufonidae. The record is from RefSeq and is a predicted model, not a curated record. The coding region runs from base 78 to 458 and encodes 126 amino acids. The transcript is spliced from 3 exons.
GGAAACCUUUUUCUACAUACACAAAGUCCUGUAUAUAUAGAGGAGGAGGCUGCCGGUCAGACAUCACUCCGCUCACAAUGGCAGCGUACACGAGCCUCCUCCUGGUGAUCGCCCUCUGUGCCGCCACAGCUCUCUCUCUGCAGUGCUUUACCUGUACAUCCCAAUCUUCCAACGAUCAUUGUCUGACACCGGAAAACUGCACCAGCAGCGACAAGUAUUGUCAGACGUCUGUGGCAUCCGUCUCAGUCGCUGGGGCUUCGGCUGCCACCAUCAAUAAGAUGUGUGCCGUGUCCUGCACUGCCUCCAGCACUAACGUCCUUGGCGUCUCCAGCUCCACCACCUGCUGCUCCACCGACCGGUGUAACACCAGCGGCAGCACCAGCCUCCAGUCCAGCUAUGCCGCCAUCAUCCUGGCGCUGGGAUCCAUCCUGACAAUCCUGAAGAGCUCAGUCCUGUAACCUCAGGGACGAGCGGUUCACUGAUCAGCUAUUGCUAUGGGAAUAAAAUCUUUAAUUUGGUAUCUCUGCUUGCUGUUACUGAAUGGAAACCUCCCUGUUUGUAUCAAUAAACUGAAUUCUCACACAGA